UAGAAGUAAGAAAAAGGAAAAAGGAAAAAGAGAAAACGAGGAGAGCCAAACCUGUUUGAAGAACGAUAAGCAUGAGUAUGAGUUUUCUCGCACUAUCUUCAACCGGCGGUCACCGCGGCGUGGUGUCGUUUUCUCCGUACGCAGGUGCAAUUACAAUUCCAAGGCCGAACAAACGAAGAUUGGCACCGCCGCCGCGAGCAGCGGUUGUGGAGGCGACACCCUCCCAAUCUCAAUCCCAAUCCCAAUCCCAAUCCCAAUCCCAAUCAGUGCCUGCAAUUAGCGGCAAUAAUGCCGUGUCAGUCUCCUCCUCCUCCUCCUCCUCCUACCGCUAUGUUCUUUCUUCCAGGGACCGAACGGACGAUAUGCAAGCCGAGGCUAGAGCCAUGGCCCGUGCCGCCAAUGCUUCGGUCUACAGCCCCGAACUUCUUUCCAACAACUACGGCUCUCGUCCCAUCAAGGUAGUGCGGAGGACUCUGGAAAUAUUUAUUGGCCUGGGUUCAUUUGCGUUCAAGCUAUGGAUGGACCAGUUGAAUGGCCAGCUCGAUCAAUAUCAGUACAGAAGAUUGCGGGCCGUUCAGCUGAGGAAGAUUUUCACUAGAUUGGGGCCUACUUUUGUCAAAAUUGGGCAGGGCUUGUCCACUCGACCUGAUCUCUGUCCACCCGAGUAUCUCGAGGAGCUCUCUGAACUCCAGGAUGCUUUGCCAACAUUUCCAGAUGCAGAGGCAUUUUCUUGCAUUGAGAGAGAGUUGGGAAUCUCACUUGACUCCAUCUACUCAUCGAUAUCUCCUUCUCCAAUUGCUGCAGCCAGUCUAGGCCAAGUUUACAAAGCUCAGCUGAAGUAUUCUGGUCAGAUUGUUGCUGUGAAGGUGCAACGACCUGGUAUUGAAGAAGCUAUAGGACUUGACUUUUAUCUGAUAAGAGGUCUAGGAUUCCUCAUAAACAAAUAUGUUGACAUAAUAUCCAGUGAUGUUGUUGCCCUUAUUGAUGAAUUUGCUCGCAGAGUUUAUCAAGAGCUCAAUUAUGUGCAGGAGGGGCAGAAUGCAAGGAGGUUUAAAAAGUUGUAUGCUGAUAAAGAAGAAGUCCUUGUCCCAGAUAUUUUCUGGGACUACACCAGUGGGAAAGUAUUGACAAUGGAGUGGGUUGAAGGUGUCAAAUUAAAUGAGCAAGAUGCCAUUGAGAGACAAGGGUUGAAUGUUUUGGAUCUGGUGAACACAGGUAUUCAGUGUAGUCUGAGACAGCUGCUUGAGUAUGGAUAUUUUCAUGCAGAUCCUCAUCCUGGAAACCUUUUGGCAACACCCGAGGGAAAGCUUGCUUUUCUUGAUUUUGGAAUGAUGAGUGAAACCCCAGAAGAAGCAAGAUCUGCUAUCAUUGGUCAUGUUGUUCACAUGGUUAAUCGGGAUUAUGAAGCUAUGGCUCGUGAUUACUACGCUCUAGAUUUCUUGUCCCCAGAUGUAGAUGUUUCCCCAAUUGUACCAGCACUUCAAAACUUCUUUGAUGAUGCACUUAAUUCAACUGUGAGCGAACUCAACUUUAAAACACUAGUGGAUGGUCUGGGUGCUGUUCUGUACCAAUAUCCAUUCAAUGUCCCAGCUUAUUAUGCAUUGAUAUUGAGGUCGCUUACCGUUCUAGAAGGUUUAGCCCUAUAUGCUGACCCUAAUUUUAAAGUACUGGCUGCUUCAUAUCCUUAUUUUGCGAAAAGGCUUCUCACAGAUCCAAAUCCAUAUCUGAGAGAUGCUCUUAUUGAGUUGCUUUUUAAAGAUGGCAAGUUCAGGUGGAAUAGACUUGAAAAUCUACUUGUUCAAGGGAAAAAGGAUAGGGAUUUCUCUGCAAAAGAUGCUUUACAACCUGUCCUGAAGCUAUUGUUGGGUCCAAAUGGCAAAGAGCUCAGGGCUUUAGUCAUCAAAGAAGCUGUCCGUGUUACUGAAGCUGUUAUUUUAGGCUCUGUGAUUGAUACUUACAAUUCUGUUCCCAGUCCUAUGAGGACUCUUAUGUUCAAUGCCAAUUCCACUGGGCCUCUUAUAAUGAGUGAUGCUGAACAAAGCAACAUUAUGGAGCUUAGGGCACAAGUGUUUAGGAUAUGGGGGCUUCUGCGAUCCUCAGAGAAUUUUGAUCCUACUGUUUUGCAGCCUAUUUUGCAGGUCCUUCAAGAACCGGAGGCACGCAGUCUUGGGGGCCGUGUUAUCGGUGGAAUCACUCAACGUCUGGCAGCACGCUUACUGCAACAAGUUCUUCGAGUUCCAACAACACCUACUUCAACUUCAUGAGCAUUGUUAACAGCUUUUGAGUAUGCUAAUACACAUGAUAUAUUUAGAAAGAUACUGAACAUAAAAAGAUACAAAAAGAAAAAAAUUGGGUGGGGGGGCGCGUUCAGUCAUCUGUGGAAGUUGAGCAUGCAACACUCUUUUCCAUAGCUUUGAAAUGAUUCAAUCUUCUUGGUCUUCACAGCAUUAAAUUAUGCAAUCAAGUCCUUUUAUUUCCAUAGGAUAUCUGGAAGAGUGGAAUUCAGGAAGUUUUUAUCAGAAAUUUCUAUCCCAUGGGUCAUUGGCUCAUUGCUCAUUGCUCAUUACCUUUCAAUGAACCUCUUUAACUCAUUUUAUACAGUCAGCUAACAACGCAGCAAUAUGUUUUUACAAUUUAUUAAAUGUGAUAUGUAGCAUGGAACUGAGCCAUGCUUGAUGA
Molecule: messenger RNA, 2679 nt
Organism: Camellia sinensis
Lineage: Eukaryota; Viridiplantae; Streptophyta; Magnoliopsida; Ericales; Theaceae
Product: Protein kinase superfamily protein
Biological process (GO): protein phosphorylation
Molecular function (GO): protein kinase activity; ATP binding
Source: RefSeq, a predicted model, not a curated record